GACAGACACACAGACAGUCACAUACAUAAGGAGACAGACACACAGACAGUCACAUACAUAAGGAGACAGACACACAGACAGUCACAUACAUAAGGAGACAGACACACAGACAGUCACAUACAUAAGGAGACAGACACACAGACAUUUACACACAGGGAAAGAGAGAAUAAUGCCCAUUCAUACCAGUGACACAGAAUACUAUAACUAUUCCCCAUCAGUCAUACACAGAACAGCCAUUAACCCCUUCCUUUCCAUAAUCCCCUUGGUGUCAUAGUGUAGUAACACCAGCACAUAAAGAAGGUAGUUAAGAUAUAUAUUGACAAUGAAUGUUCUUAUGAAUUAAUGUCCAUUUUAAAUGCAAGCUUCAAAUAUACAGCUUAACAAUUAUAGCUGACUUUCACUAAUUAUGUACUGACUGAUACCCCCACAAACAUAAACAAGACAACAAGUUCAGGUUUACUUAUCUUAGUGGUUUCCCAUCGCUCAUCUGCAGUCCCAGAUAACAGCUUCUCUCCUAGAAAAUAAACAAUAAAAGAAAAUGUUGGGCCCCAAGUGUAAUAUUUUCCCACAACCAGUUCUUGACAGCAGCAGAAGGAAAGCAAAAAAUGUCCUAUCGAUUUGAGUCUCCCGCACUUCUGCUUCCUCACUCAGCUCUCUGUACCAUGUGAUCACUGCAGUCACGUGACUGCUGUGAUGUCAGAGUGUCCUUUAGAGGGAUAGAAUCUAGCCGCUACCGCAAAUAUUGUGGAAUCUGUUUAUUGCUAAACAUAUCCGGAUGCUAAGAAAUUUUUUGAUAAAGAAGCCAGCAGAGAUUUCUAAGAUUCAGACAUUUUAAUAGAUUUUUGACAUUUUAUAACAACUGUUGUUUAUAAGAACUGUUGUUUUUAAUUAUAACUAGAUUGCUAGAAUAAAGUUUGUAUUGCCAAUAGGCAUUAUAAAAUAUUCUUAGUUAUUUUCUUUGAGACAGAACAGACGCUUAUUAUAAGCGCGCCCUGUUUUUUUUUUGGGGGGGGGUUACACUGUGAUUUCAACUGUUUUGCAGCCAGUAAGGACUGUAGUUGUGUUGGUUACACUUAGUUAUAUCACAUUGUUGUUGUUUUUUUAAUUCUCGGAGUAGUCUGCAUUACCUGUAGUUGUUACUUCAGAGUAAACUCUGUUAUCAGUUGGUGUUUCACAAUGGCUAACUACCGAAAGCAUGGAGAGCUAUGUAACAUCUCUAGCAAGCCAUGUGGGCUUGUAUGGGUCUCUCUUUAUGAAUGAUAGAAUUUCUUUCUCCUUGCAACAAGAAAAUAGUAAAAUUGAAAACUCAAUUUUUCAGGCUGAUCCAUAUUUUGAUUCAUCUUACAAUGAUUUUUUCAUCUCUGUUCCUAUGAGGCAAGACAAGCACUUUAAGAGAUACCAUGGACUGAUGAAUGACUCUUACCAAGAUCAGAAGAACUUUUUCAUCCUCUUUCCAGAUGGAACAGGACAAAUUCUUUAUCCAUCAGGAAAUAUAGGUGUCUUGAUCACCUGCUCAAACCAUACCCAGUUCACAUUUAUCAUUUUGGAAGAUGUUAAGCAGAAACCACAGAUUCAAGCAGUUUUCAUGAGUAAUGGUAAUGCAGCCUGCUACCAUCUGAACGGGAUGCUUUGGUUUGCUUUAGAUCCCUUUGGUGGAUCCUACUUUAAUGAGAAUGGAAUACGACAGAAGUAUUGGACAUGGUGGGACUUGAAUCAACACGUCCAUGCGCCUCCUCUUCAAUCCAUCACUGUGAAGAUUAAUUCCAAUAUUGAUGUUAAAGUGUUAUCUCAGGAUAAAAUCUAUCUGACGUUCGGUAGCAAGCAGAAAAAAAUCACACUUAAUGUUGGAUCUAAACUUACAUGCAAAGAUCCUAAGAAAGCUGACAUAUUAAAGUUGAAUAUUGGAAAGAAAGACUUUCAUCUUCUAUCAAAGCGUUUUAGAAUUAACAACCUUCUAAAUAACAUCAGCAAUUCAGUAAGACUCACAAAAGAUCUUAAGGACAGAGCAGAAACUGUCCAGGGCUGUAUUGUGCAAAUGCAGGAGACAUUCUUGAAUAUAAGGAAACUUGCACGAAAAGAACAUUUGCCCACAAGUUUUUGUAAAAAAAUCUAAAUAAAUCAAAUGCGAACAUCCUAAUCAAAAAGUAUAGAUCUAAGGCAACAAUUAGAUGAAAAUCUCACACUGCAAUAGGAAGCUCUCAAGUCCAAACACGUUCAGAACAUAGAAGACAAAAAGAAGGACAACGAAGAUUAAACAAUCAGAUAUCAUUAAAAGGAGAUAAAUAUGUUGCAAAAAAGAAGCAAAGUAUCUAAUACCACAUGCAAUAUGGGUUCCAACCCUCCCUUGUUUCCACUGAUCCCUCAAAUUUGUCUUCCAGGCUCCUUUAUUUAUCUGGUCUUAUAACAUUUUUCACCCUUAUUUUUUUACAAUAUGUAAAAUCUUUUUUUCAAACAGUUAAUAUUGUACUCUUGUACUCUUGUUUAGUUAAUCAUUUUGAUGUAUCUGGCAGUUAAAUAUCUUUACUACCAUUGUGCCUGAAAUUAGAAUUCAUAUAUUUGCCAAAAGUUGUUGAAUGUAUUAAAGGGACACUGAACCUAAAUGUUUAUAUCAUGAUUCAGAUAGAGCAUGCAAUUUUAAACAAUUUUCUAAUUUGCUCCUAUUAACAAUUUUUCUUAAUUUUGUUGCUGUCUUUAUUUGAAAAGCCAGAAUGUAAGUUUAGAGGCCGGCCCAUUUUUGGUUUACAACCUGGGUAAUUCUUGCUGAUUGGUGGCUAAAUGUCAGCCACCAAUAAACAAGUGCUGUCCAGGGUACUAAACCAAAAAUUGUCUGGCUCCUUAGCAGUAAAUUAGAAAGUUGCUUAAAAUGUCAUGCUCUAUCUGAAUCAUGAAAGAAAGAAAUUGGGUUUAGUAUCCCUUUAAGUUAGACUGUGAAUCAAGAAUUUUGUUGAACCAAAAUGUAUCACAUUGUACAAUAAAGUGUUUUGUUUUUUUUAGUAACUGCUGUAUAAUUUGUUGAGUUCCUACAUAAAAUUUGUUAAUUCCUUA
Molecule: messenger RNA, 3045 nt
Organism: Bombina bombina (fire-bellied toad)
Lineage: Eukaryota; Metazoa; Chordata; Amphibia; Anura; Bombinatoridae
Gene: ERICH6B
Product: glutamate rich 6B
Exons: 7
Coding region: 1196-2113 (305 amino acids)
Source: RefSeq, a predicted model, not a curated record